Echinops telfairi (small Madagascar hedgehog) is the source of this 370-nucleotide messenger RNA. RefSeq names its product 60S ribosomal protein L36a-like. Gene Ontology annotation, cellular component: ribosome; cytosolic large ribosomal subunit. Gene Ontology annotation, molecular function: structural constituent of ribosome. NCBI's taxonomy places the organism in Eukaryota, Metazoa, Chordata, Mammalia, Afrosoricida, Tenrecidae. Bases 8 to 328 code for a protein of 106 amino acids. The record is from RefSeq and is a predicted model, not a curated record. Gene Ontology annotation, biological process: translation. The transcript has a single exon.
UGAAAACAUGGUGAACAUUCCUAAAACUCGCCGGACUUUCUGUAAGAAGUGUGGCAAGCACCAACCCCACAAAGUGACACAGUACAAGAAGGGUAAAAAUUCUCUGUAUGCCCAGGGAAAGCGACUAUAUGAUAGGAGGCAGAGUGGCUAUGGUGGGCAGACGAAGCCAAUUUUCCGAAAGAAGGCUAAAAUGACAAAGAAGAUUGUGCUGAGGCUUGAGUGUGUUGAGCCCAACUGCAGAUCUAAGAGAAUGUUGGCUAUUAAGCGAUGCAGGCAUUUUGAACUGGGAGGAGAUAAGAAGAGAAAGGGCCAGGUGAUCCAGUUCUAAGCUUCAUCGUGGUUUACUGACAAAACAAUAAAGUUUUAAUGU